Messenger RNA from Parnassius mnemosyne (clouded apollo), 2901 nucleotides. The record is from the annotation of a GenBank genome assembly. Lineage: Eukaryota; Metazoa; Arthropoda; Insecta; Lepidoptera; Papilionidae.
AUGGCAGCUGAUCGUGAAAUAGCUGCUGAAGACAGCAUUAGAGUCGUUUGCCGAUUUCGACCCCUAAAUGAUUCUGAAGAAAAAGCUGGUUCUAAAUUUAUUGUGAAGUUUCCUUCAGGCCCAGAUGAUAACUGUAUUUCCAUAGGGGGAAAAGUUUAUUUGUUUGACAAAGUAUUUAAACCAAAUGCAACCCAAGAAAAAGUGUACAAUGAAGCAGCAAAGAGUAUUGUGUCUGAUGUACUGGCUGGAUACAAUGGGACAAUAUUUGCCUAUGGACAGACAAGCUCUGGUAAAACACAUACAAUGGAAGGUGUCAUAGGAGAUCCAGGAAAACAGGGUAUUAUUCCACGGAUAGUCAACGAUAUAUUCAAUCACAUAUAUGCAAUGGAAGAAAAUCUUGAAUUCCAUAUAAAAGUAUCAUAUUUUGAAAUUUAUAUGGAUAAAAUCAGAGAUCUCUUAGACGUCUCAAAAGUAAACUUAAGUGUUCAUGAGGACAAGAACAGAGUCCCAUUUGUCAAAGGUGCUACUGAACGGUUUGUAUCAAGUCCGGAAGAAGUGUUUGAAGUGAUAGAGGAGGGGAAAUCAAAUAGGCAUAUUGCAGUUACAAACAUGAAUGAACAUUCAUCCAGAUCUCAUUCAGUCUUCCUUAUAAAUGUAAAACAAGAAAAUUUAGAAAAUCAGAAAAAAUUAUCAGGAAAGUUGUAUCUUGUGGAUUUGGCUGGUUCUGAAAAGGUAUCUAAAACUGGUGCUGAAGGUACAGUGCUUGACGAGGCUAAAAAUAUCAAUAAAUCAUUAUCUGCUUUGGGUAAUGUUAUCUCUGCUUUAGCAGAUGGAAACAAAUCUCACAUACCUUACAGAGAUUCUAAAUUAACUCGAAUUUUACAAGAAUCGCUUGGUGGUAAUGCAAGAACCACAAUAGUUAUUUGUUGUUCCCCAGCUUCCUUUAACGAAAGUGAAACAAAGAGCACCCUUGACUUUGGUAAAAGAGCUAAGACUGUCAAGAAUGUUGUAUGUGUCAAUGAAGAACUCACAGCUGAGGAAUGGAAACGCCGAUAUGAAAGAGAGAAGGAGAAAGUGGCUAGGCUUAAAGGAAAAGUUGAAAAACUUGAAGCUGAAAUUAACCGCUGGCGUUCUGGUGAGACUGUUCGACCAGAAGAACAAGUCAACCUUCAAGAGAUUGAAGCUGUUACUCCUGUCACAUCAUUUAUUGAAGAGAAGCCCCCUGCACCACCAGUGCCUGUGGCUGUUGCAAGCGCUGUUGAAGAUGUUGCCAUGCAAGCUAAGUUGGAAGCUCUUUACCAACAAUUGGAUGACAAAGAUGAAGAAAUCAACCAACAUUCUCAGCUUGUUGAAAAACUCAAAGAGCAGAUGAUGGAACAAGAAGAAUUAAUUGCUUGCACAAGACGCGACUACGAAGCGUUACAGGGCGACAUGAACCGCAUCCAACAAGAGAAUGAAGCAGCAAAGGAAGAGGUUAAAGAGGUCCUCCAGGCUUUAGAAGAACUUGCCGUUAACUAUGACCAAAAAUCACAGGAGGUUGAUAGCAAGAGUCGCGAAUGUGAUCAGUUAUCGGAAGAGCUACAAAGCAAACAGAGCGCAUUGGCGAGCGCAACUUCAGAACUUCAACAGCUGCGUGACCUUUCUGCCCACCAACGAAAGCGCAUUGCUGAACUUCUCACUAACUUACUACGGGAUCUGGCUGAAAUUGGAGCUGCUGUGGGUGGUUCUGAAUUGGAUUUCAAACUGAAUGUAGACACUGUUGGCAAACUGGAAGAGGAGUUCACUGUUGCCCGGCUGCACAUCAGCAAGAUGAAGAGUGAAGUCAAGAACAUUGUGCAGCGUUGCCACUCUUUGGAGACUGCUAACAUUGAUGCUAAUCAAAAGAUUGAAGAAUACGAACGUUCUUUGGGCGAAUGUCGGCUGCUUAUCUCCCAACACGAAGCUCGGUGCGCGUCUCUCGCGGAGUCCAUGCGCGAAGCUGAGAACAAAAAGCGGCAGCUCGAGGAGGCCGCCGACGCGCUGCGCGAGGAGUGCGCUCGACUACAGGCUGCGGAACGCGUGCAACUAGCAGCGGCUGAGCAACGCGCAGACUCACAGUUACGUGGUGCUUUGGAAGCACAACUGGAGCAACUUCGUGCCUCCCACACUACACAGUUGUCUACAUUGAGAGACGAACUUGCUGCUCUGCAACGCCAGCACCAAGAACUUAAGGACACAUACCAGGAGUUGACGCUAGCCCGCCAACAACUGCAAGACGACUACGAGAAAUUGAAACGCGAAGAAGCCGACAAGUCCGCGAAACUGAAGGAGCUUAUCCAAAGUGUGGAGCGUCGCGAGCAAGCCCGUGCCGAUCUGAAGGGCCUCGAGGAUACCGUUGCCAAGGAACUGCAGACGCUGCACAAUCUGCGAAAGCUCUUCGUGCAGGAUUUGCAGGCGAGAAUAAAGAAAUCAACAAACCCAGAGGAGAAUGCGGAAGAGGAAGGCGGCUCGUUGGCACAAAAACAAAAGAUCUCAUUCCUAGAGAACAAUCUAGAACAAUUGACAAAAGUCCACAAACAGUUGGUGCGCGACAACGCCGAUUUGCGCUGCGAGCUGCCAAAGCUCGAGAAGCGACUCCGCGCAACCAUGGAACGUGUUAAGGCACUGGAAACUGCACUUAAGGAAGCGAAAGAGGGAGCAAUGCGUGACCGCAAGAGAUACCAAUUCGAAGUUGAUAGAAUUAAGGAAGCUGUUCGAGCUAAAAAUCUCGCUAGAAGAGGCCCCCAGGCUCAAAUUGCGAAACCGAUUCGAGCUGGUGGUGGGCAUCUGGUGAGUGGUGGUGCUCCUGGCGUUGUAAGGCCUGCUCCUGCUCAGGAUAUCAAGCGGAAAUCCAUAAUUGUUGGUGGACGAGAUGAGAGUUGA